CUGUCUGCUACCUAAUCUGCGGAGCAGGAGAUGGCCGUGGACCCAGUCUCCAGGCAGCCUGCAGGGAGCAUACCACUUCAAUUUCAUGUCGCAGCCAGGUAUCCCGGGAGGUUUUAGAACAUAUCCUCUAUGGGACAUACGUACUUACUACUGUACAAAAACAGACAAUGCUGAUGCAAAAUGGAGUGAAGUAUGGGCUUGUGUCCUCAGCUCUGCAGCUUGGAUGUGAUGGCUGCCACAGCUCUGUCCUGGUGUCUGUCCCUUUACAUCCUCCUCCUGCCCUUGGCUACACCUUGGGUGUCUGCAUCAGUUAACGACUGUCCCCAUCUCAAGUGCUUCUACAAUUCUAGAGCCAAUGUCUCCUGCAUGUGGAGCCCAGAAGAGGCCAUUCAGGGUACGUCCUGCAUCAUCCGUGCCAAGUCAGACAAUCGGAAGUGGAACAAAACCUGUAAUCUAUAUCUCGUGAGGCAGGCAUCCUGGGCUUGCGAUCUGAUCCUUGGGGAACCAGAUUCUCAGUCCCUGACCUCUGCAGACCUCCUCAACAUGAGCAUGAUGUGCCAGGAAGGGAAGGACUGGCACAGGGUGAAGACCUGUAACUUCCAUCCCUUUCAGAACCUUCGCCUGAUGGCCCCUCAUUCACUCCAAGUCCUCCACAUUGAAACCCAGAGAUGCAACAUAAGCUGGGAGGUUUCUCAGGUCUCUCACUACAUUGAUAGCGAAUUGGAAUUUGAGGUCCGCAAACGUUCCCUGGGCCAUAGCUGGAAGGAUGCACCCCUGCUAAACCUCAAGCAGCGACAGCAAUGGAUCCACCUGGAGAUGCUUACUCCUGACACCUCAUAUGAGCUCCAGGUUCGGGUCUUGGCCCAACGAGGUAAUGACAGUACUUGGAGCCCCUGGAGCCAGCCCCUGACCUUUCGGACAAGGUCAACAGGUCUACCCCUAGUGUGGCUUAGACACCUUCUCCUAAGCCUCGGUUGUGUUUUUGGCUUCUUGAUCUGUGUCUACGUUUUGGUCAAGUGCCAGUACCUUGGCCCAUGGCUGAAGACAGCUCUCAAGUGCCACAUCCCAGACCCUUCUGAGUUCUUCUCCAAGCUGAGCUCCCAGCACGGAGGGGACCUUCAGAAAUGGCUCUCCUCGCCCUUCCCCUCAUCCUCCUUCAGCCCCACCGGCCCUGCACCUGAGAUCUCUCCCCUGGAGGUGCUGGUCCGAGACACCAAAGCCAUGCAGCUGCUUCUGCUACAGCAGGACACAGCCCCCUCCCCCUCGCCCAGCGGUCACUCGCAGGCCAGCUGCUUCACCAACCAAGGCUAUUUCUUCUUCCAUCUGCCCAACGCCUUAGAGAUUGAGCCCUGCCAGGUAUACUUCACUUAUGACCCCUGCAUUGAAGAAGAUGUGGAGGAGGAUGGGCCAGGGCCACCCCAGCGAUCUUCUCCCACAUCUCUGUUCCCUCUGGCUGGGGAAGAGGAUGAGUACUGUGAAUUCCCACCCAGGGAUGACCUGCUGGUCUUCUCACCCAGCCUGAGCUCCCCCAACACUGCCUUUGGGGGAGUUGUAGCCCCUGAAGAAAAGCCUCGCCUCUGCACUCAGGAGGAACAUCCCCCCCUACCAUCCCCUGACCUGAUGGGCUUGCAGUGCCCUCUGGAGCUGGUGCUGAGAGGUGAUGGAGAGAGGCUGUCUGCUCAUAGCUCAGGGGAGCAGGUCGAAGAUAGCCCUUGUGGGCAAGGUCAGGACAGGGCCCUGGCCUCUGUCCUGCCUCUCAACACGGAUGCCUAUCUGUCUCUACAAGAACUACAGGCCCGAGAUCCAGCCCACCUGUUGUAGACAGGUGGUCAGGAUUGGGAGCCAGCUGCCUAGGUCAGGUCAGGCUUGAGGGGGACCAAUUGAGGACAGUCCCUGGUCAUCUGUACCCUGACACUUAGCCAUCCACUUCUGAGCUUCACUUGCUGUUCCCUGGUCAGGCCAGGAUCUGGGGUGGGGAGGAGUAGUCAGCCCCAUCACCCUGUUUAGCCAUGAGGUCAAUAGUUUCCUGGACCUGCCUUACUCCCUACUGCUCACUAUUUACAGGGCAGCCGGUACCUCCUUCCCCAAGUACCAAAGUGCCCAUGAUGCUCUUCUACCACAGAGCUUGCUGUGGCUCCGUACAGCCCUCUGUACCAUUUCCUGUCCCAACUUUAGUCCCACAAGCACUGCUGAGGGACCGCUGUCCUCAGAGUGAUGUGGCUGCUAAUGUCUUAAUCAGAGCAGCUGUGUCUACCCAAACUGAGAGAUCCUGAUAAGACUAAAUGCAGCCUGUUGACUGUUGACAUUCCCCCAUAGAAGGAGAGGAUGGGAAGGGUCAUCAGACUUUCACCAGAGAUUGCAGUUACUCUCCUGCACACAUUCCCAGCUAUGUGUAAUUCUGCACCCAGUGCGUGUGUUCCUGGAAGAUGCUGGUAUAUGCAGAAAGGGGAGGAUUGAUUGAAGUGAGGGCUCCAUCUGUGUAGCUAUGGGGACACCAUCACCUAUUCUGGGGUGGGGCUUUCUGUGAUACAGCUGUUUUGGAGUCACCUAUACUCCUGUAAAUGAGCCUAGACGACUCAAAGUUUCAUCAAACUGGACUUGAGUGGAUCUGUGCCUUUGAUGCCAUAUAUGGGGAGAAGUAGAUAUCUGUUCACGUAACCCCUCCUCACAAAAGGCUUAUAAAGCAAGUGUCAGAACUGUGCUUUGUAGAGCCCUUACAAGGAUCCCAGGGGGUCUCCUGGAUCCUUGACUAAUGCCUACUCAGGCUCUAUUGGUUGUGCCUUACCUAGACAAUAAACAUCUCUCAUCCUCUCUUGUAAGCCCUGCUUCUAAGGGUGGUGCUGCUUCCUUAAUGCAUCCCAGUGUCUACAGCCCAUACAGGAGAUGAUGGGGACAGCUCCUGACCCAUCUUCCUUCUUUGGAGCUACCUCCUGACUUCACAAUGAUAGGUUUGGUGUGGACACAAAUACUUCAUGCAGCAGUGGCUGCUGGAUGUACCUUCGCCCACCUCACCAAUUCAUGAGGGAACCUACUGGAAUGUGAGCCCAGAGCUCCAGGAGCCCAGGCAGAUAUGACAUGCCUGGGUACCAUCUCACCCACAGAAGAGAGCAUUGAUCUUGACAGGCAGCUCCUCCAUCACAGAGCCUUGGUGUCUGUCACGGUCCCAGGGUUGAUGGCAUCGCAGUGAUGGAUCCCACAUCCUAAGGGAAGCAGAAACUCAGAACUAGCUAAUGGAUGCCCUACACACAGUGCCUGCCUUGUCGUUCCUGCUCACUACUCAUUGGCUGUCUGGACAGACCACAGGCCCACAGGCUGCCAGGCCAGCAGGUAGCCUGGGGAUAGGUCUGUCACAGAGGCUGGUCCUGAUCUAACAAUCAGAUUUUCUCUCAACCAGAUGUCCCAAGAGCAGGUGCUUGGAGCAAGGCCCCUAGGCUUAGCAAGAGGAGAUGAGCCAAUACAGAGGGUAUUCAGGUCCCAUGCAAGAGUUUUCCUGCCUGGCAGGGGUAAAGAAGGCUCCUCCUGCCACACGUGAUGCUGUCUGUGGCCAUCCUCCUUUGACUCAACCAGGACCAGACCUGAAUUAUUCACCCAUACUCUAGAUUGUGUACCCUGGGCAAAUGUAAAACUUUGAAAUUCUCUUGCCUUAGUUCCCAAGCAGAAACUGAACCUAUUUUCACUGUCUGAAGAGGUCUGGGGAGGAUUUGGUUUUCUCUCUUUUAAAGGUAUGUGCCUGCCAUCUUUGUAAUUAUCUCCUGAGAAGUUUUAAAACUGAUUCUUUUUUUUCCUAAAUAUACUUAUUUAAAGAUUUUUAAUCAUAUGGCUUCUGUGGCUGAAAACCCCAAUCUUUCUAUAAAUAAAACACGAUUGUAAAAAGCAGGCACAAUGAAACUAUGUAAUGUGUGGCUCUGAUCUGGGGAUGGAGCCUAGCAGCAGAGCCCUGCCUAGCUGGUUCCAUCCCUGACACUGCAAGAGAGUAAAGUUGGAUAGUGUUCAUUUCA
Phodopus roborovskii (desert hamster) is the source of this 3998-nucleotide messenger RNA. RefSeq names its product interleukin 2 receptor subunit beta (gene Il2rb). Gene Ontology annotation, biological process: cytokine-mediated signaling pathway; immunoglobulin mediated immune response. The coding region runs from base 193 to 1821 and encodes 542 amino acids. Gene Ontology annotation, cellular component: membrane; external side of plasma membrane. NCBI's taxonomy places the organism in Eukaryota, Metazoa, Chordata, Mammalia, Rodentia, Cricetidae. The transcript is spliced from 11 exons. The record is from RefSeq and is a predicted model, not a curated record. Gene Ontology annotation, molecular function: cytokine receptor activity; protein binding.